Messenger RNA from Ascoidea rubescens DSM 1968, 739 nucleotides. It is a transcript of the gene ERV1, whose product is annotated as flavin-linked sulfhydryl oxidase. The coding region runs from base 57 to 623 and encodes 188 amino acids. Gene Ontology annotation, cellular component: mitochondrion. NCBI's taxonomy places the organism in Eukaryota, Fungi, Ascomycota, Saccharomycetes, Ascoideales, Ascoideaceae. Gene Ontology annotation, molecular function: flavin adenine dinucleotide binding; flavin-dependent sulfhydryl oxidase activity. The record is from RefSeq and is a predicted model, not a curated record. The transcript is spliced from 2 exons.
CUUGUUAUCAUUAGCCUCAGUUAUUUGUCGUUGUUUUUGUUUUUGUUCAUUGGAAAAUGACACAGGAAGUGCAGGAAAGGCAGGACUCAAAGCCAGUAUAUGGCUCUUCUGGGAGAAAAAUCAUAUAUGAUGAGAAUGGCAAACCAUGUCGUACUUGCAACACUCUAUUGGACUUUCAAAUGGCAACUCAUGGAACUAAAGUGAAUAUUCCAACUCCAAAGCCCUCUCUGGCUAUACCUAAUGAUUCACCAAAAGAGGCUAGUAAAAGUGCAGAUUCACCAUACCCAUAUCAGAAGGAAUAUCCCCCAGAUGUGACAAAAUUGGGAAAUCAUUCAUGGACUUUGUUGCAUACCAUUGCUGCAGCAUAUCCUGAAAAACCUUCAAUUGAACAACAAAAUGAGAUGAAAACUUUUUUGAAUAUAUUUGCUAAAAUCUAUCCAUGUUGGUAUUGUGGUAAAGAUUUCCAGUCUUUUAUUAAAAAGAAUGAACCAAAAGUAAUGACUCAAGAUGAUUUUGGUAAAUGGUUAUGUAAUGCCCAUAAUAGUGUGAAUAUUAAAUUAGGUAAACCAAAAUUUAAAUGUGAAUUGUGGAAAAAGAGAUGGAAAGAUGGAUGGGAUGAAUAAUGAAUUAAUUAUACUCAACUAAAUUGAUACCAUUUCGAUUCAUUUUUUAUAUAUUAUAGAUGUUUUUAGUGUAAAUAUUAGAUCAGCCAUUUUCUGAAACCUUUAAAAUAAAUGAU